AUGGCGUCAAGAUGCUCUGGUGGCAACUCGCUUUUUCUUUCAUUUCUUUACCCCUCGUUAUUUGUUGGUAGAAAUACGGCGGCACCUCGCUUUGCUGCACGAGCAGUCGCAUGUCGUCGCAAUAGCUCGACCCACGUCGCCCAAGAACCGAAGACCAGCAGGCUAAACCCAGCUCCCGACGACUAUUCUUUGCCCAUUUUCGCCGACAAAGCGUCCGUAACACUCUAUGCUGGCCCUGGCGGCCAUGGCUGCAUCUCGUUCUUCCGCGACGCAUACCUCCCCGACGGCCCCCCCAAUGGCGGCGACGGUGGCCACGGAGGCAACAUCUACAUACAAGCAGUGCACGGCGAAACUUCGUUGCACAAGCUAGCCAGACGGCGAUUCAUUCGAGCUGGGAAAGGAAAAUCAGGACAGGGCAGUUCAAAAGGUGGCCAGCGAGGCGACGAUGUUAUCAUCACGGUGCCAGUUGGUACGGUGCCCGAGGACCCCGACCGGAACAAAUUUCUUUUGUACCCCGGCCUUUCGAAGUCUGAUCUGAAGACGAUAUCUCUUCCCCGGGCCCCAACCCGUACCCGUCUCUACCACCAGCCACCUGGCCCGAUCCAGCUCGACUUGUCGCGCCCUUCACCCCAGCCCAUUCUGCUCGCCGUCGGCGGCAUUGGCGGCCUCGGCAAUCCUCACUUCGUAUCGCGAGAGUACCCACGACCCAUCUUCGCCACCAAGGGCGAGCGCGCUGUAACCAUGGAGAUCGAGCUCGAGCUGAAGCUGCUUGCCGACGUCGGUUUGGUCGGAUUGCCCAACGCUGGCAAGAGCACACUGCUUCGUGCGCUUACAAACUCGCGCACCCGCGUUGGGAACUGGGCUUUUACGACUUUGCAGCCAAAUAUUGGGACAGUUGUCUUGGACAGCUACAAGGGCCGGCCUGUCAUCAAGAGUUACAAGCGUUACCCGGCCACCGACUCCGGACAUGGCGGCCCAGGCGAGGAGGAAGUCCUCGUCGAGCAACGAACCCGCUUCACGGUUGCCGAUAUUCCGGGUCUCAUCGAGGGUGCUCACCUGGACCGGGGUCUUGGUAUUGCUUUCCUGCGUCACGUCGAACGUGCCGGCGUGCUCGCUUUCGUCGUUGACCUCGCUGCCGGUCCGGCUGUGAAGGCCCUCAAGGCGCUGUGGAAUGAGGUGGGCCUCUACGCUCAGAUGCGCGAGGAGGAAGAGCGCGCCCGCGAGAUCGACUCCCGUGAGAACGGCUUGCAUAUCACAGCCAAGCCUUGGUUCGUGGUCGCCACCAAGGCCGAUCUCCCCGAGACGCAGGAGAACUUCAAGGAGCUGAAGCAAUACCUGGACGAAAUCAACCAAGGAACUACUCCUCACCCAAGCGGAAUUGAGAAUGCCUGGACGGAGAAGUGUACCGCGAUUCCUGUGAGCGCCAUCAACGGCCAGGGAGUCGACCGGAUCGUUCACUGGACUGUAGGAUUGCUUGACGAGUAG
Colletotrichum spaethianum is the source of this 1485-nucleotide messenger RNA. Its product is annotated as putative GTPase-activating protein. Lineage: Eukaryota; Fungi; Ascomycota; Sordariomycetes; Glomerellales; Glomerellaceae. The transcript has 3 exons. The coding region runs from base 1 to 1485 and encodes 494 amino acids. Gene Ontology annotation, molecular function: GTPase activity; GTP binding; magnesium ion binding. The record is from RefSeq and is a predicted model, not a curated record. Gene Ontology annotation, cellular component: mitochondrion.